Molecule: messenger RNA, 2006 nt
Organism: Oryza brachyantha (malo sina)
Lineage: Eukaryota; Viridiplantae; Streptophyta; Magnoliopsida; Poales; Poaceae
Product: AT-hook motif nuclear-localized protein 7
Exons: 5
Coding region: 520-1638 (372 amino acids)
Molecular function (GO): minor groove of adenine-thymine-rich DNA binding
Source: RefSeq, a predicted model, not a curated record
UGUCACACCGCAUAUUUCGAAAUUAGCACCACCUAGAAUAAAAAACGUUCCCUACACAAAACAAAACAAGAAAAGCAUUAAACAAUAAGCCCCACCAUUAUUUUGCCUCUUAAAAAACACCACUAAUUUAAACCAAUCACCAAACCAAACAAACCAAAAACUCUUAAAAAAUCCCAUCCAUUUGCUAUUUUUUUCGUUUGUUUAAAAUUAAAUUAAAACCGAUCGAUCCCUUUUAUUUCCUAAUCUUGCAUUUCUCCAUCUCCAUUCUUCCCUUCAUUUCCCUCUUCUCUCCCGUCGCUUCUGUUCUUGAAUUCCUCGCCGGCGAGAGUUCGCCGGAGAACUGCUCCGGUGGCCCCUGCGUUUGCGCUCCAGGUUUUGCGGUUCGAAUUCUGGUGCGGUGGUUCGAGCUCGGGGGGUUUGAAUUGGAGCUGUCUGGGUUGUUCUUGAUCGCACUCGCGGGAAGAAGCAGAGGUGAUCUCUGAUGGUCGCGGGCCGAGGAGGGGAGAGAUAGGAGUUGUCAUGGAGCCCGCGACUGAGACCACGGCGGCCUCGCCGGCGGCGGCCGCGCAGAUGGAGCCGGAGCCGGAGGCGGAGUCCGCGGCGCCGGUGGCGUUGGCGGCGGCGCCGGUGGCAAGUUCUCAGCCGCCAGCGGCGGUUGUUCCAGUCGCGGUGGCUGCGCCGGCGGCUGGGAGAGGGGACGGGAAGAGGAAGAGGGGGCGGCCGAGGAAGUACGGGCCGGACGGGAGCCUGCUGCGGCCGCUGAAGGCGACCCCGAUCUCGGCGUCGGUGCCGGACGACUCGGGAGGGGGCCACUACACGCCGGCGGCGGCGGUGGGCGCCGUCAUGAAGCGGGGCAGGGGCCGCCCCGUGGGGUUCGUCAGCCGCGCGUCGCCGGUGGCGAUGGCUGUGACGGCCGCCACGCCCACCGCCGCGGUGGUCGUGUCGUCGCCGGCCACCCAAACGACGCUCGGGCCGCUAGGUGAAUUGGUAGCAUGUGCUUCUGGUGCAAAUUUCACGCCUCAUAUCAUUAACGUUGCUGCGGGCGAGGAUGUUAAUAUGAAGGUCAUAUCUUUCUCCCAACAAGGUCCAAGGGCAAUUUGCAUUCUGUCCGCUAAUGGGGUGAUUUCAAAUGUCACAUUGCGUCAGCAAGAUACCUUAGGUGGUACAGUGACUUAUGAGGGCCGGUUUGAGCUACUCUCCCUAUCCGGAUCAUUCACGCCAACUGAUUGUGGUGGAACGCGAAGCCGCUCCGGUGGAAUGAGCGUCUCAUUGGCGGCCACGGACGGCCGUGUCAUUGGCGGUGGAGUUGCUGGUCUCCUUGUGGCAGCAAGCCCUGUGCAGGUUGUGGUAGGAAGCUUCCUCCCGAGCUAUCAGUUGGACCAGAACGCCAAGAAGCCCGUCAUAGAGAUCACGGCGGUGCCGCCGCCGCCGCCGGCCGUCGGCUUCACCAUCUCCAGCGGCGAUCACAUGGAGGACUCCUACAGCGGCAGCCAGCCGCGGUCGGCGGCGACGGCGAAGGCCAACUCGACGUCGGCGUUCAGGGUGGAGAACUGGACGGCGCCGACGCCGCCGGCGCCUGAGGCGGCGGCGAGGAAGACGCCGUCGUCGGAGGCCAAAGUCCCGGUCGCCGGAGCCUGACGGAGCUUUGCAUUGCUAGCUUAAUCAGCUAGCUUGCAUAGUUGCAUUGCAGGUGUUGAAGUUUGUGUUAGGUUCCUGAAAUGCAUGUGCAGAUAUGAAAAAUUUUCGUACCAUCCAUCGAUCAGUCGUCGUCAGAUCAGCAGCCCCCCUUAUAAUUAAAUCAGUGGUGCAAUUAAAUUAAAUGUUAGUGGAAGAAAUUAUCACACCAUUCGUCGUGGAUUGGUUUAUCCAUUAAUCUGUAACGGUGGAAAGAUAUAAUUAAAUCUUCUUUUUUUUUAUCUCAUGAUUGAUGUCCUUAUAGUUUGUAUUUGCAUACAGGUGCUGGGCAUCAGUUUGCAUGUGAUGUUUAUGAUAUGUGCAGUGCAGUU